Messenger RNA from Verticillium alfalfae VaMs.102, 306 nucleotides. RefSeq lists its product with no specific name. The transcript has 2 exons. NCBI's taxonomy places the organism in Eukaryota, Fungi, Ascomycota, Sordariomycetes, Glomerellales, Plectosphaerellaceae. The coding region runs from base 1 to 306 and encodes 101 amino acids. The record is from RefSeq and is a predicted model, not a curated record.
AUGCGUCCCGCAUCACUUAUUGUCUUUGCAUUGAGCUCCAGCGUGCUUGCGGCGCCAGCCACAGACGACCUCGAUCUUGGCCGUCACGCUGCCACGGCCGACUUUGAAGCCAUCAGCGGCAGGCAUAUCCCGCCUCCCGACCCUGUCCUCUGCGCGAAGAGGAAAGCAGAGUGCCAAUGCAGCAAGAUCGACAAGAGUACGAGCGAAGGUUUCUGGGAAUAUUACCAGUGCACGACAAAAUUCUUUUGCGAGUGGUGUAGAGGGCUUUGGAGGUCGCCGCCUGUGGGAGGAGCGGCUAUAGUAUGA